Messenger RNA from Molossus molossus (Pallas's mastiff bat), 3772 nucleotides. It is a transcript of the gene CSNK1G1, whose product is annotated as casein kinase 1 gamma 1. The transcript is spliced from 12 exons. The coding region runs from base 243 to 1277 and encodes 344 amino acids. Gene Ontology annotation, cellular component: cytoplasm; plasma membrane; nucleus. Gene Ontology annotation, biological process: endocytosis; positive regulation of canonical Wnt signaling pathway; signal transduction. Gene Ontology annotation, molecular function: protein serine/threonine kinase activity; ATP binding. NCBI's taxonomy places the organism in Eukaryota, Metazoa, Chordata, Mammalia, Chiroptera, Molossidae. The record is from RefSeq and is a predicted model, not a curated record.
GUAAAAAUCUCUACACCAAUGAAUAUGUAGCUAUCAAACUGUGCUUCCAGAAGAGCACCUUGAAGCUCCAGUUGGCUAAGCAGGCUACAGUUAUGUACUGAAGGGGUUGGCUGAAGGAUGAACCAAUAAAAUCACGUGCUCCACAGCUUCAUUUAGAGUACAGGUUUUAUAAACAACUUGGCAGUGCAGGUGAAGGUCUCCCACAGGUGUAUUACUUUGGACCAUGUGGGAAAUACAAUGCCAUGGUGCUGGAGCUCCUCGGCCCUAGCUUGGAGGACUUGUUUGACCUCUGUGACCGAACUUUUACUUUGAAGACUGUGUUAAUGAUAGCCAUCCAGUUGCUUUCUCGAAUGGAAUAUGUGCACUCAAAGAAUCUCAUUUACCGAGAUGUCAAGCCAGAGAACUUCCUGAUUGGCCGACAAGGCAAUAAGAAAGAGCAUGUUAUACACAUUAUAGACUUUGGACUGGCCAAGGAAUACAUUGACCCUGAAACCAAAAAACAUAUACCUUACAGGGAGCACAAAAGUUUAACUGGAACUGCAAGAUAUAUGUCUAUCAACACGCAUCUUGGCAAAGAGCAAAGCCGGCGGGAUGAUUUGGAAGCCCUAGGCCAUAUGUUCAUGUAUUUCCUUCGAGGCAGCCUGCCCUGGCAAGGACUCAAGGCUGAUACAUUAAAAGAGAGAUAUCAAAAAAUUGGUGACACCAAAAGGAAUACUCCCAUUGAAGCACUCUGUGAAAACUUCCCAGAGGAGAUGGCAACCUACCUGAGAUAUGUCAGGCGAUUAGAUUUCUUUGAAAAACCUGACUAUGAGUAUUUACGGACCCUCUUCACAGAACUCUUUGAAAGGAAAGGCUACACUUUUGACUACGCCUACGAUUGGGUCGGGAGGCCUAUUCCUACCCCAGUAGGGUCAGUUCAUGUAGAUUCUGGUGCAUCUGCUGUAACUCGAGAAAGCCACACACACAGGGAUCGGCCAUCACAACAGCAGCCUCUACGAAAUCAGACUGCAUCAUCAGAGCGCCGAGGAGAGUGGGAAAUCCAGCCCAGCCGGCAGACCAAUACCUCAUACCUGACGUCUCACUUGGCUGCAGACCGCCAUGGGGGAUCAGUGCAGGUGGUUAGCUCAACCAAUGGAGAGCUGAAUGUCGAUGACCCCACGGGAGCCCACUCUAAUGCACCAAUCACAGCUCACGCCGAGGUGGAAGUAAUGGAAGAAGCUAAGUGCUGCUGUUUCUUUAAGAGGAAAAGGAAGAAGACUGCUCAGCGCCACAAGUGACCAGUGCCUCCCAGGAGUCCUCACACCCUGGGGCCUCUGACUCAACUACACCUGCAGCUCCUGCCAUUUCUCAUUGGAAAGGACUCCUCUGCAGGGGAGGGUGGAGAUCAAAACCAAAAAGAAGAAAACAGAUGCCCCUAGAAGGAGCUUGUCUGGGCAGCCAGGGCCCAGUGGGUCAAUGGCUGUCCCUACCUGCCUGAGGCUCUGAGCAGGUCCCAGAGCUGCUGCUCCUCCACUGCUUGCCCUUGGGGCCACCUGGUUGACUCUCCUUCCUAUUGUUUACAGUGAAGGUGUCAUUCACAAAAACUCAAGGACUACUAUUCUCUUCCCUCCCCUUAAUUUACUCCUGGUUUUUGCCCUGCCCUCAACUCUCUCCUGCACUAAAGCUAGUGAGUUGAAGGCUUUGUUUUCUGAAGGAACUCAAGAGGCUGGGGGUGCGGCCAAGAAGGUAGGAGGAAGGUGACAGGCCUGAGCUGGAGAAGAACCUUCACCUUCCAGGCGGAUCUGGCAGUACGGCUCCCUCUUCCUGUGUGCCUGCGCAGCCUCCAUCCCCAGCUGGCCACGGGGUGCAGUUCCUCCCUCCCUCCCUCCUGUGAAGUUACACUGUAGGACACAAGCUGUGAGAAAUCUGCAGUCUACUGUCCCCAUGUGUUGGCGUUCUUAGCUUUCUUGACAUGCGAACUCUAUUCUCCAGUCAGUAGUAGAACAAUGCAGAUUGUUCUGAACAAUGGGAAAAAAAUGACUUUAUUGCACUUUUAGUUUUUUUUUUGUUUUUGUUUUUUUUUUUAACAAAAAACAUGGCAGAUGCAUAUUGUGUCUGGUUAUAUUGGGAGUUAUACUUUUUUUUCUGUUUUGAGGGGGAUGGGGCCAGCCAAGCCAUUCAGAGAGAACAUGGUCCAGAGGACAUUCUCAAUGAAACGAGUUGGGUCGGCAGCACCCAGAAGAGAAGAAGCCAAACUCUAUGUCAUUCUGAGUAAAUACUCAGGUUGGCAAGGAAACAUACUUGAAUUUUCAUUCAUCUUCUCAGCUACUGAAGAAUGUUCCUACCAGAGCCUCUUGACCUCAUCAGCCUGUAGUUUGGACAGCCUAGCUCUCCAGUACAUGGGAUGAGCCAGCCAAGCCAGACUGUGACCAAGAGACAGUUCAUCCCAGAGAAGGAGAUAACUUUAAAAAAAAAUCUGAAAUAUCUGUUUCCUCCACUGCCAGGGACUUCCAACUAGAUAGCCAUGUGACUUCCUUGAUGACUUUGGGGAACAAAAUUAGUGAUGAAACAGCCACAACCAUAUUGCCACUAGUGGACAAAAAGAGGAGGAAAGUGAACCUGCCUUGCAACUGCCAAAGGAAACUCAGGAUUUGGCAUCAUAGGGCCAGGAAAUAAAAUUGGUAUGUACUAUCUGCCCAGCAGCUGAGUGACAGCAUUUGGGCCGGCCUGCCUUAUCAGAAACCAAGCGCCUGCAGACCUCCUCCUAGCAGGUCCAUGGCAACAGGCCGAGGACUCAGUACAUGGGGCAACAGUGAACAGGAUGGUAAGAUUAGUUGAUGCUGGAAAAUUCCAGGGAAAAGGAGACUGAAAUGAAAGCUCUGAAAUUAUCUUCUCAUUUAGACAUAGAUUCCUUCCAAAUAAGAUGGCCAUGCAUCUAGAACAUGUUCUCCUCGGUAUACUCCACCUUCCCACCAUGGUGUCGUAACAUGAAGAGUCUUGGUCCUUAUUCACUGCUUAAAAAAUUAUUAAUAUAUGGAGUUUACCUUCUCAUGCUCAGUUUUCAUUUGAGUUCAGUGGCUUAUCUAAACAGUGACCAUAUGUGAUAGAGGAGAAAAAGGAUUAUUUACACCAGGGAAUGAGGUCUUAUGUCUGGGAGUAGAGAGAACUAAGCAUGGAGGACAGUGGCUGGUGACUUAGUCUGAUGGUUCUGGGAACACAAAAAUCAUGUCUUUUGGACUGAAGAGUGUGGGGAUACUUUCUGGUAGUUGUCAUUUCCUGACAAGUUCCUUGAUGAAUAUAGCAGAAAUAGCAGUAGCUUCAUCUGUUCCAUCAGGCCUUGCCAGGAAAUAUCAUUUCCCUGGCUUCAAACUUAGUUUAUAUAAAGAUUGAAAUCUUCCAUUUCUUUAAAAGAAAUUUUUCUGUAUACUAACUUGAGUAGCUGGGAGACACAGUGUCACACCCCUUCCCCACAAGGAUUUUGAAUAUUGGGAUUUGUUUCCCUGACAUUAUCUAGUGGUUAAGGCAUAAUCACUGAAACGUACAUAGUUUCUCAAUUGGUGGCAACUCUAACUUGUGUAGAAACUUCCAUAUACCCGUAUAGAAAAAGCCUUGCCUCUCAAGGGGGAAGGCAAGGGGAAAUGAUGGCAGAACCUGGAGUCUCUUGGCGCUCCACACCCCACUAAGUGCCUCCCCACCCCCUGCUUCCACAAAAAAGCAAAGGCAAUGACCAGCCCCUUUGCAGCUGGGUUUGUGACUUUUUGGUCUUAAUUUUUUUUUUUUAAGGCCAGCUCUU